This is a messenger RNA of Cantharellus anzutake, 766 nucleotides long. RefSeq names its product Mss4-like protein. The transcript has 2 exons. Lineage: Eukaryota; Fungi; Basidiomycota; Agaricomycetes; Cantharellales; Hydnaceae. The coding region runs from base 168 to 662 and encodes 164 amino acids. The record is from RefSeq and is a predicted model, not a curated record. Gene Ontology annotation, molecular function: carbon-sulfur lyase activity.
GUUAGUGUGACACUCAAAGCAGCUUCAAGCAAAAUAUAGCGAGAAUUCAUUUUGUCACUCAUUCAGGAUCGCCGUCUCGACUCUCAAGAGGAUUUGCCCUGUCAUACAGCUCAUUGAUUCGAGACACAUAUCCCACCUUCAGGCUGAUUCCCCGACCACGAUAAACCAUGGCGUCCAGGAUACCACAUUCGACCCUCCAUGGAGGGUGUUUCUGCAAGCGCGUGAGAUACUCAAUUGACGUGGACAUACCUCCAUUAUUGAACGCUUAUUGUCACUGUACUCGAUGUCAAAAACUUUUUGGAGCACCUUUCAUCCAUACCAUUCACUUGCGUCCAGAGGCCUUCAAAUGGACCACAGCCCCAAUCCCACUCUCGAACGUUACGGACGAAUACGUGGUCAUCAACGUCAAGCACCGUUUCCGCUGCAAAACUUGCGGCUCUCACAUUGCAAGCUGGAACGAAGCUAAACAAAAGUGGAGCGUAUGGGGCGCAACAUUGGAUCGUGACGUCAACGGACGAAUUAUUGACUGGUCAUUUGUGAAGCCAACUGACCAUAUGUUUUACGGAACGAGAAUGCUCGACAUUCCCGACAAUCUGGGAAAGUGGGAAGGGUAUCCAAAUCAAUCAGAACCGGUGCACGCGCCGCUGACGGAGGAUGCAUGAUAAAAUCUUCACACUCUUCACCCUGAGACUCGCAGUGCAUGGUCAAAGGAUUAAUAAUAUUGCGAACGUAACAUGGUAACAUGAUAAUAAUAUUUAUCCCCGCC